Molecule: messenger RNA, 1292 nt
Organism: Aspergillus ochraceoroseus IBT 24754
Lineage: Eukaryota; Fungi; Ascomycota; Eurotiomycetes; Eurotiales; Aspergillaceae
Product: thiamine diphosphokinase
Exons: 2
Coding region: 377-1150 (257 amino acids)
Biological process (GO): thiamine diphosphate biosynthetic process; thiamine metabolic process
Molecular function (GO): ATP binding; thiamine diphosphokinase activity; thiamine binding
Source: RefSeq, a predicted model, not a curated record
CAUGUUUCUGACUCAGCAUCAGGAAGUGGGACUUGCUGCCGAAUAAACUACUGUAUAUACCUGUAGUACGCAAGAUCAGCAUAUAUACAUCAACCUCAUCACCACAAACACACUAUCUACAGAAACCAACCAACCUGUUCAACAGCAAUGGAGUGGGACCCAACACAGUUCUUCCGCGACGACGAACCCCCCUCCCCAUUCGCUCUCAUCAUCCUCAACCAGCCAAUCAACGAGACUGCACUUGCACUCCUCCGGAAACACGGUACGCACGUCUCGUCUCUUUCUUCCCUGUCGACCACCGGGAACCCCGUUAACAAAGGACACAGCCCUCCUAACCGUCUGCGCGGAUGGCGGCGCAAACCGGUUCUACGACUGGAUGUCAACGCACAACCGGGAGGGCAGCGAGCUCCCCGACGUGAUAAUCGGCGACCUGGACUCGGUCCGCCCCGCCGUGCGAACACACUACGAGAAUCUCGGCGUGCGCGUGAUCGAAGACGAAGACCAGUACUCGACUGAUUUCACCAAGAGCCUGCGAUACCUCCGCAGCCACGCCGGGGAGAUCCUCUCAUCAUCAUCAUCAUCAUCAUCAUCAUCACCGGGAACACCGAACCGUCUCGAGAUCCUAGUCAUGGGCGGACUCGGCGGCCGAGUCGACCAGGCAUUCUCGCAGAUCCACCAUCUAUAUCUCAUGUCAAGCCUGUACUCUUCUUCUUCUUCUUCUUCUUCGACAGCCCCCGCCGCCGCCACAACAACAACAACAACACAACCGCAAAACCAUCCCGUAACAGGAGACUUAUACCUCAUCUCAGAAGAAAGCAUCACGUUCAUCCUCGCCCGCGGGAAAAACACCAUCCACACACCCAGAACCAACCGGGGAGAUCUCGCGCGGCCGACUCCCCACGAAAAGCAAAACGAAAACGACCCCCCCCCUUUCCUCGAAGAAAACAUCGGCAUCGUACCGCUCUGCGGGCCCGCCCGGAUCACAACCAGGGGGCUCCAAUGGGACGUGGAGAACUGGAGCACGGAGAUCGGCGGGCAACUGAGCACGAGCAACCAUAUCCGGAGCGAGAGGGUGGAGAUUGAAUCGGACGUGGCGGUGCUGUUUACGUUGGAGUUGGCGGGGAGGUUGAAGAGGGUGCAGAAUCGGUAGGAGGAUGUCUUUCUCUUUCUAUCGUGUAUAUAUAUUUAUUAGAUAGACCUGAGUUAUGCUGCGUUAACUACUCUGUAGAUACACAGAUCACUCCCAAGUUUACUUGCACGGCAUGUACUGGAUUGAAAUUUCAAGGAUAAAA